AAGUAUAAAAAUUUAUUAUUUGUUUCAAGGAACAUAAUAAAUGUUUGGAUUCUUAUUCAGAGUUUUAAAAUUCAGUCAUAAAACUCAAUUUGCACAGAAGCUUCUGCAAAAAGCAUAUACAACUUGCGACAUGAGUACUUAUAAUAAAAAAGGACUAGCAUUAGGGGAAGUUAUUAAUUCACUUAAUUCUUAUGCAAAUAUAACGUAUGCCGCAUCAUGGGACAAUGUAGGAUUACUUAUUGAACCUACCGAGCCAAAGAAUAUUUCUCAUAUUUUAUUAACCAAUGAUUUGACGGAAAAAGUCAUGCAAGAAGCGAUCGAUAUACAAACUGAUAUGAUCAUCUCCUAUCAUCCACCAAUAUUUAAGGCUUUAAGAACCGUCACUACCAACACAUGGAAGGAGCGCAUCGUGGCCAAAUGUCUAGAAAAUAAAAUUGCCUUGUAUUCUCCGCACACUUCCUUUGACUCGAUUCAAGGUGGAGUCAAUGAUUGGCUGACUUCUGCUUUUGAUAUAAAAGAAAGUUAUCCAAUAGAACCAGGAGAAGAUCCUCGCAUUGGUAUGGGUAGAUACUGUACCUUGAAGAAUAAAAUUACAGUAGAUGAAGCAGUGAAUCUAAUUAAAUAUCACACGAGACUUGAUUACGUUCGUUUAGCACGUGCAGUAAACUCGGAUGGAUAUGUAAGCAAAGUUGGUUUAUGUGCUGGAGCUGGAACUUCCGUACUGCAGGGAUUAUCGGCCGAUCUGUACGUGACCGGCGAAAUGUUGCAUCACGAUAUCCUCGAUGCUGUUCACAAAGGCACCAGCGUCAUUUUGACGAAUCAUUCGGAUUCGGAGCGUGGAUUUUUAAAGCAUGUGUUUGCUAAGAAAUUGAGCGAUGCAUUGAAAAAUGCUGUUGCUAUAAGCGUCUCCGUACAAGACGAGGAUCCACUGAAAACCGUUUGAGGCGUUAAUUUUCAAUGGAUAAACACUAUGGAUAAACAAUGCAGUUCUUUGUUUAUACGUGGAUUAUGACAGAUGAGAAAAGAACUCGGGACCUUGAAAUUGCUAGUGACAUGUUGCAACGUGUGAUUAUUUUUAAUGCCAAGACUAUGUAUAACAGAUGGCAUAUAUUGGUAAGAUUUUUAAUAAUGUUUGUGAUAUAUGCUCAAAGUGAAUAAAUGCAUGGAUUGAAAAAUAAU
Messenger RNA from Ceratosolen solmsi marchali, 1179 nucleotides. Its product is annotated as putative GTP cyclohydrolase 1 type 2 NIF3L1. Bases 41 to 943 code for a protein of 300 amino acids. The transcript has 3 exons. Gene Ontology annotation, cellular component: mitochondrion; cytoplasm. NCBI's taxonomy places the organism in Eukaryota, Metazoa, Arthropoda, Insecta, Hymenoptera, Agaonidae. The record is from RefSeq and is a predicted model, not a curated record.